AUGCCAGUGCCAGUGCCAGUAGAAGCUACUGCAACUAGUAGUACACAACAAGAAGAAGCAGAUGAAGAUGUAUUAGUCACUUCAGUACAUGCAGUAGUGCAUGUAAUAGCAGCAGUAGAUUUCCUAGCGAGUCUACUGAGUGGUUCUCUGGGAGCUUAUUGGGUUUUCUUCUGUCCUGAACAAUCUCAUGGCAGAGCUCCACUACUCUUUCUACUGGCAGCUCUACUGCUGCCACUCAUGCUUCUGGAAGUUGGGGAAAUUUUCUGUCUCAUGACAGGCACUGCAAUUGUAGGCACAGAAGAUAUCAAGACCAGCAGAAUCACCAAGCGUACCAUUCAACUACACGUGGGACAAGGACUCUUCAUGGGCACGGGAAUGGCUAGAGUGCUCACGGCUCAAGAACCUACUGCAUUGCUACGACAAGCUAGCAUUUGGUCCAUGGCGUGGGUGCUAUGGACCUAUGGGGUGUUUAUGUGUCCAAGCACUACUACUACUAGUACCAAAACUACCAAAACUGCCGAAAGUACCCAAAAUGACCACCAGAACAUCAAGCAACCAAAAGCCAUGUCUGCCUAA
Molecule: messenger RNA, 576 nt
Organism: Seminavis robusta
Lineage: Eukaryota; Bacillariophyta; Bacillariophyceae; Naviculales; Naviculaceae
Source: the annotation of a GenBank genome assembly